AUGAACAAGAACCAGCCACUGAUGGACUGGUGCAAUGCGAACCCAAAGCUUGACUUUGUCUUCGACGAGGCUGGGCGACCUGCUAAAGACAUCAUCAUCGACUGCUGCGCUAAGAUCAUUCUGAGCCAGCUGGGAGCGUUUCACGUGGGUGACUGUGUAACGAUUCUUACUUUUUUUGUUUGUGUGCUCCGAACGGAAUGGGUUUGA
This is a messenger RNA of Guillardia theta CCMP2712, 207 nucleotides long. RefSeq lists its product as hypothetical. The record is from RefSeq and is a predicted model, not a curated record. Lineage: Eukaryota; Cryptophyceae; Pyrenomonadales; Geminigeraceae. The transcript has 2 exons. The coding region runs from base 1 to 207 and encodes 68 amino acids.